Messenger RNA from Amoebophrya sp. A25, 1255 nucleotides. The record is from the annotation of a GenBank genome assembly. NCBI's taxonomy places the organism in Eukaryota, Dinophyceae, Syndiniales, Amoebophryaceae.
CGAGCAGUCAUAUGGUGUGUGUUGUUUUGUCGUUCAUGGUGUCUGGGAAGAGUUCUGAUGAUGUAGCAGUGCUGAUGUAAAGCUGCGAUCAACGGUUCUGAAAAUUGAAAGAUCAUCAGUAUCGGUGAAGACCUUCCAGUCCUUGGUGAAUGAUAGCGUUGAUGUCCUUGUUUUCCUUCGCAGGAGUGGUCAUUUUUCUAUAAUACUGAUUGGUUCUUAUUUUUUUCGUGGCUGGAAAGUAGAGUAGUUAGCAACCAUGGCGGACAUGAAUUUGUCAGGGGAGCAGCAGCAGCAACUUGCUGUGAUGCAGGUAUAACUUCUACAAUGAUAAUAUUCACAAUACCUCAUCCUGCUUUGAGAUCUGUCAACAUUACCACUAGUACCUCUUCUACUGAUUCACUUUCAACAAAGUUUCCAUCCACUGCUGAGUGCUUCCUUCAAAUACCGCAUGUUUCAUACCUUACCCACCUAAUGAUCAACUUCUACAAUCCCACAACACGAACACGCCAGAUAGCAGAGCUUAUGAAGAAUCAGAAGGAAAUGUUGAAGCUGACUUCAAAAUGCUAUCAGAAAUGUCAGCCAGGAGCACCAGGCAAAAGUCUAGGGAGUAGCGAAAAGUCAUGUUUAUGGCGCUGCUCGCAGAGAUGGACGGAAUCAAAAUACUCUAUGAUGUUUGGUUCUUCAUAAAACUUCUAGUACUAAAGUACUCAUUCUCAUCGUAUUAAGUCUAAAUAUACUUGAUAGAUAUUUUGUAACGAGUACUAAGCAGAUCGAGAUCAUCUGCGUGGUGGUACAUUUCAACUCUAAGAGCUUUCUGAACCAGUACCUGAUGUCACAAGCACAAGCGCAGAAGGAGGACGUGGUGGAUGGGACAGUACCCCUGAAAAGCGUCAAGGAUCCGACAGAAGGCUACUUUGCUUAGCCGUACAAUUAACGUUGACCCUUGUUGUCAGUGCUGACGUUGCUUAAGGGUACUAGGUUACAGGUGCUUUUGUUACCGUUUGUCAAUAUGGCUCUCCUAAGGGGCGGGACAGCCAUAACAAGCGGGAUAAACGAACACCAAAAACCUCCCUCUAAGUUGCUGCUGGCAUGAAGCGGCACUUUUCGCGAUUUUGGGCCAUUUGUUUUGAAUCAGAGUCAGAGGUGUAUCAAAUUUAAAUGAACUUGAAACUUCAUCUGAUUGUUGAUCUUCAUUCGCUCUUUUUUCAAGGUGUGGUCACCUCCCACUACAAGACUUGUAACGAUGAAAGCUGAU